Molecule: messenger RNA, 435 nt
Organism: Talpa occidentalis (Iberian mole)
Lineage: Eukaryota; Metazoa; Chordata; Mammalia; Eulipotyphla; Talpidae
Gene: LECT2
Product: leukocyte cell derived chemotaxin 2
Exons: 4
Coding region: 1-417 (138 amino acids)
Source: RefSeq, a predicted model, not a curated record
AUGAGGGCACUGGCUGGACCGUGGGCUAAUAUAUGUGCAGGCAAGUCUUCCAAUGAGAUCAGGACAUGCGACGGCCAUGGCUGUGGCCAAUAUGCUGCUCAAAGAAAUCAUAUGCUUCACCAGGGUGUGGAUGUCCUGUGCUCUGAUGGAGCUACUGUUUAUGCACCUUUCACCGGAAGGAUUGUGGGCCAAGAGAAACCUUACACAAAUAAAAAUGCUAUCAAUAAUGGUGUUCGGAUAUCUGGAGGAGGUUUCUGUAUUAAAAUGUUCUACAUUAGGCCAAUUAAAUAUAAAGGUUCUAUCAAAAAGGGAGAAAAACUGGGAAUGCUACUACCCUUGCAGAAAGUUCAUCCUGGCAUACAAUCCCACAUACAUAUUGAAAACUGUGAUUUGAGUGAUCCUACUAGGUACCUAUAAGUGGAAGAUGAAUGAUCA